GAGGCUUCCGUUACUUUUUCUUGUGAAUAGACCUCUGAUUUAUCCUACGACCUUCACGACGACGAACGAGAACCGGACCAGACAAGAUGCUUGGCGCUGGAGCUCUCAUCUGGGUGUCGUUCAGGCCUUUGCUUCGCUUGUUCCUCUGCGUUGCUUCUGGCUUUAUUUUGACCAAAGCCGAACUGUUCCCCGUUCAGGCCGCUCGUGGAGCGGGGCAGAUUGCGCUGAAUAUUGCCAUGCCAUCCCUCAUGUUCUCUCGCAUUGUUCCGGCCUUCUCUUCAGACAACAUCUCCGCCCUAGGACCCUUGGUUUUGAUUGCUUUCAUAUAUCAGGGCAUAGGCAUGGUCAUGGCCUGGACCAUUACGCAGAUAUUCUGGGUCCCUCAUCGGUUUAGGCAUGGGAUGAUCGCUGCUGGUAUCUGGGGGAAUGUUGGUGACAUUCCAACCUCUGUGAUCAUGAGUAUCACAGCAGUGGCGCCCUUCAAUGGAACUGCAGACGAAGACCUCGCGGUGGCAUAUAUCUCCGCCUUUAUCCUCGUGUUCUUCGUCACGCUCUUCCCUAUGGGCGGUAAUCGUCUCAUCGCCAGGGACUUUGUUGGUCCAGACGUCGAGCCCGAUGAAGUUCGCGAAAGGCUCAGAUGCAGGCAACGCAAACUCCUACUCAAUUUCGUUGCCCGCGCCCGGAACUGGAAACACCCGUUCAGCUCGACAGCAUCCAUCAGCUCCGACGAGAAGGCGUCAGACCCAGAGUUCCGGCCCCAUUCGCCAUCAGACUUUGAGGCUGACGCGCCGAAGGCUCGGUCUUACUCCAAAGCGCCACUGAGCAAUGACCACGGGCAUGACCUCAACGAGAAGGAUGUAGAUGAUUGUGGCUCGCCUGGAAAUUAUGGCCCAUCAUCGCCUACACCGUCCGAUGCCUUCCAUAACUGGAUGCCAUCUAUGAGCCGACACGUCUCCUUCUGCCCUCAAGAUGACGGUGGCACCACCAUUGUCCCACCACAUUCCGACGCUGCCCUUGCAUCACGGUUUGCCUCUCCGGUUGCCUCACGAUUUACUUCUCCCGCACCCACAAUCGUCCACGGUGACCAGCCUAUCUCACCUAUCAUUCCGACCAAUCCAACACUUCCUUCUUUCACCUCUGAAUCCGCCGUCGCUCGACCAUCUAACGCGAACCGCACCCGUCGCCAAAAGAUCAUCUGGAACCUCCGCACCAUUCUCUUAGGCUUCGUCACACCCGCUUCCCUGUCCAUCAUCAUUGCCUUCCCUAUCGCACUCAUCACGCCCGUAAAAUCCCUCUUCACCACCACAUCAUAUACCGGCAUUCCAAAUGCACCCGACGGUGAACCUCCCCUCGCUUUCAUCAUGGAUACCACAACAUUCAUGGGCGGAGCUUCCGUUCCCCUUGGAUUAGUAUGUUUGGGGAGUGCGUUGGCUAGAUUGAAGGUUCCGAGCUUUAGGAGCAGUGAAGAGUGGCAGAAGAUACCGAGGGGUGCGAUUAUGAGUUUGGCGAUUGGAAAGAUGAUUAUCAGUCCCGUGCUAGGCGUUUUGAUCGUCAGAGGGUUGACGAAGGCAGGCGUUGUGGAUUCGGAGGAUAAGGUCUUACAGUUCGUUUGCAUUUUCUUAUCCUGCCUGCCGACAGCGACAACACAGGUGUUCCUCACGCAGGUGUACUCUGGUACUGGAUCGGCAGAACACUUGUCACCAUUCCUCAUCCCUCAAUACAUUAUUAUGUUUGUCUCCAUGACCGCACUUACGGCUUAUACUCUUCAACUUCUUUUCUAAUCGACCUUUUCGAUAUCUACCUUUACAUCCCCACAGCUCACGUCCCCCUUGUCCCUCUUCGUUUAUCUUCUGGCGACGAGCCUCUGCAAUGCCGAUAUUGGGUUCGUAGAAUAGACAUCACCCACUUAUGCUUCAUCCUCAUCCUUCAUCAUUUUUCUUUACCUACACCCUCUCGACAUAGAUUUUCGCUCACAUAGAGUGUACGUACUGUACAUACAGAGCCUUCCCGUUUGCCUGUCACCGCCAAAAUGUGCAUCUUGUACAGCGCUCGCUGCACGGAUAUGUAGCAUGG
Messenger RNA from Stereum hirsutum FP-91666 SS1, 2073 nucleotides. RefSeq names its product auxin efflux carrier. The record is from RefSeq and is a predicted model, not a curated record. Gene Ontology annotation, biological process: transmembrane transport. Gene Ontology annotation, cellular component: membrane. The coding region runs from base 87 to 1781 and encodes 564 amino acids. The transcript is spliced from 7 exons. NCBI's taxonomy places the organism in Eukaryota, Fungi, Basidiomycota, Agaricomycetes, Russulales, Stereaceae.